AAUGCGGUGGUGGCAAUUAUUAUAUUUUAAGUAUUAUUAGUUUUUAUUAAACAACGACGACGGCCACGAUUAUCCAAGUAAUAUUUAAGUUAUUGAACGAUAUUUAUUGAGAGGCGUUUUUCCCGGUUUUAUAAAAAAUUUCAUUAAAAUGUUAAAUUUAUUUUAAAUUAUACAACAAUUUUCUAUUCUCUUUGAUUUCAAUUAAUUUCCAAUAAACGGUUACUUAAUAUUCCAGUGCUUGUAUAGUGUUUAAGUGUAUCAUAUAUGUAAAACUUUUAAAAUAAAUUUAGUAUAAAACUAUUGAUUAGUACAAUAAUAGUUAAAGAAAAUAUUUAACGACAACGAAUUAGAUUUAAAAUUGUUAAGCGGCGAAAGAAAAUUUAAGAUAUCAUUUUCGCUAACGACAUUAUUAUAUAGGAUUAAAUAAAAAUUGUUUAAAAUUUUUAUAAAUGAAUGAAGAGAAAAAUUCGACAAAAAGAAAAAAAUCACACACUAAAAAAAAACGUAAACAAAGACUUAUAUACAAAAAUAACAAAAACAAAUCUAUAUAGUCACUGAAAGCUGUCAACAAUUUGUAAAGGUGCUUAAUAAUAACAACAAAUACCUCUAUGGGAAUUAAUUACUUGCCAAUAAAUUAAUACAACAAUAAAAAUAAAAACAACAACAAUAAUUCUGAUAAGAUUUCGUAGAAAUUUUUUUUUGCAACAAAACGAAAUUUCCAUUUUAUUAACAAAAAUUAUUUAGAUUUGUGCUUUUACGUUUAUAUGGUGCAAUUUUAUUUUAAUGGAAACUUUUACCAGCUGUAAGAUUAUUUUUAAUUUAAACGAGAUUUUCUAAGCUGAGGCUAACAAAUAGACAUGGAUCACUUGGAUUUAGCUGGAGUAUUAACAACACCACCGCAAUGGAAUCUGCCGGCUUUCGAGCAACAAGAUGCCAUUUAUUUGUCGUCGUCAAGGCAAAUGCUGGAGCCUAUUAUGGAGGAGACCUCAGAGGAUGAGGAGUAUGCUCUAAAUUCUUGGCAGCAAUAUGAACAUCAAGGCAGUGAUAAUGAGGGUGGUGCCACUACAGAGGGUGAAUCGGUGUGUGGCGGCACUAGUGGAGCAGGAGGAGCUAGUUUUUGGAGUUCGGCGGAAUCGGACACGGGCUCAGUGAUAAGAAUCGAAGUAACUAAGGAUAAUGAUUCUACCUCUGAAAGAGAUUUCCUGUGUCCAGCCAAAAGACCACGUAGAUGCGAAGAAUCUUUGGCACAAAGUUUGCCAGAAGAGGAGGUUAUAUUAAGGCGUCCUUUGUAUGGCAUAGAAAAGAAUAACAGUUUGGAAAGAUUUUUAAAUUAUGAAAACUUUUCACGAGAUUCUUGGGGUGCUAAUAGUCAACAGCGCAGUAGCGUAGGCAGUCGCAGAGGAUUUGAUGAUUUCUAUUCUGAUUCAGAUUCUUUGUCCUACAAUUCCUUGAGUCGUUCCUCGAGUUUGAUACAAUUUGAAUCAUUGGAGAGGCAAUUACUAAUGCAAGAACAACAUGUCAGUAUGAACAGUUUGGGCAAUUCCUCACCUUCCCUAAUGAGUUUUGAUAACAACGAGGAGUCCACCAAUAAAUUGUUAAAUAAUUCAGGCAAUAAUUCCGCCAAUAAUAGUCGACGAGGUUCUCAAUCUUCCUUAAUGAAAAAAUAUGAAUCUUUAGAUGGACGUUUGCAUCAAACUUAUUAUGAUUUGGAUAAGUUAAAUUUUGAUGAUAUGGAUCACAGUAGUGGUGAUAAUUUCUCCAGAAAUGGAAAUCUAAAAGUGGCUUCUCAUUUAGCAGAAUUAAGAUCAGAUUCAGAAUCUUCUUCGGAGGGUUCUGAGGGCACACAAAGUGUUCUAUCGCCGGCAGAUAUUAAUGAUAAUGAGUUUCUAUUUAAGAAAUUCAAUCGCACCAAUUCGCAACAAAAUAAAAAAGGCAAAAGUUCAGCAGAGAAUUUAUCCGAAGAUUCUGGCUAUUGUGAGCCUGCUAUGGGCUUUGGUUUAAGACGCAGUAAAUCACAGAGUCUAUUGAAAAACUAUGAAAAAUUUUCCGAAGAGGAAGAAGAAAUGGAAAAUAAGUCAUUAAUACACAUGGAGCAACAGCAGACAAAUACAACAACAGCAAUAGAAUUUAAAAAUACCAACACGAGAUAUCAUCAACAUCAUCAUCAUCAACAACAACAGCAGCAGCAAGAAACACCACCGCAUUCCCCUCAGCUAGACUAUAUACGACAUAAACAGCGUACAGAGGCCCAUUCGCCAUCGCCGGUAUCAUCAGAAGUGUCGACAUCAUCAUCAUCUUCGUCGUCGUCGUCUUCUGCUCGCUCUCAACACUCGUCUUCAUCAUCAACAUCUUCUUCAUCAUCUACAGCUUCCACAUCUUCAUCGGCCACGACAUGCGCAUCAAAGGCCUCUUUUACUUGGCUAAUGCCAACCACCACUGACGGCGCCGCCCGACAAUUGCCAACAGUUCAGGCCGAUCAACAACUACAUUCACCAACACAUUUCAGUCUAAACGAUCUCUGUGUAGUGAAAACAUCUAAUAAGGAAAACGCUGCCACACAAAUAGUAAAAGAAUUUUCUUUUUUAACGCGAUCAACGACGUCACGACACGAUCAUAGCGGAGAGCAAAAAUGUAAAGAAAAUAUCUCUUCUAAAGAAUAUUCGUUAAGUGAAGAAGCUAAAAGUAUAGAAAAAGAAGAAAAUGAAAAUAAUAGUGAAUUAAAAAUAAAUUAUUGGAAAAAUGGUGAAAAGUUUCUAGAAGAAGAAGAACAAAAGCUUAUUGUGCAAACGUUUAAUAAAGAGAGAUUGAGAAAAGAGUGCGCUGCAAAAGCUAAAAGUGGUGAAUUUAAUAAUUAUGUGUUUAAUAAUCUAACAAAUGUCCAGAUUGAUUUAAAUCAAAUUCCAAAAUAUACAACAACAUCCUGCCCUUCUACACCAGAGUUUCGAAAAACAAUAGAACGUGAUUAUACUCCUUUAAGUUUAAGCAAAGUUUAUGAUAAUUUAAUGCCUAGUUGGCCAGUAAAAACUUCCAGCGUUCCCAGCGAAUUGUAUAAUUUAGGCCGCAAGAAAAAGCUUAAAAUAAAUCUUACUCAUAAAACCUCCAUAGAAGUUGAUACGUCCAUUAAAGAGCCCUUAAUAGAUAAUGAUUCUUUAGCAGCAUCCCUGACAAGUUUAGAAGAUUUGCCUUCAUUAAAAAGAAGUUUAAGUUGGUGUAGUUCUGCUCAAACUCCCAAAGACUGUAAUAGCUUUACAGCAGAAACUAAAAACUUAGCACUACUACAUCAAUCUUAUCACAAUUUGGCCUCAUUGAACUUGGAUUUGGAGCAGCAGGAUACCAUGGCGGAAAGAAGAAUAUCCUCGGAUUAUGAAACGGAAAUUAUUUGUAAAAAUAAUUUCCUAUUAGAUGAGCUAUCGGCUCAUUAUGAACGUACAGCUUCUAUAUUGAAUGAUAAGCCUCUGGAGGAUAAGGAAGAUAACACGAACAAACCCUUAAAGCCCGAAAGAUCUCAGUUAAGAAAAUCUUCCAAUUCUAGUUAUUCCCAGGGAGAGGAAAGUGAGUCAGAGCAAGUGCAACAUGUACAGCUGGUUAUACGCAAACCCCCUGCGCGGCAAAAGCGAGCCAAUGGCCAGCCAUUAACACAGGAAAAGGCUAAUAGUUUGACACAAGAUUUUAGCUUCAAGGCCAUAAUGCAAAGUGGUCCCCACAAAACUUUCGAUCAGGAUCCUACUAUUUUGAAAACCAGUUAUGCCCAAAGUUUGGAAAAGUGUAAUUUCGAUUGUAAAGAACUGUCCAACCAGGAUUUAGCCAAAACACGCUCUAUUCCCAAACGUAGAUUCCACUCUCAAGCUAAUUAUGCUAAAAAGAAGAAUCUUGUAUCCUCCACACCCAAUCUAAAUGCUUAUGAUUUCCAGCAUCAAGAUGAUAUUGAAGAUGAUAUGUUUGUUUCUAGUGCCCACAAUUCCAUGCAUCAAUUGCCCUUGUCACAAACACAAAAACCAUUGGGUAUUCUAUUGCCUGCCGGCUCUAGAACUUCUUUUGGCAAGGAGGUAAGUUUCUGUCCUGUAGUAUCCAAAUACUGUUGGCAGGAGCAAUCUUCAGAAGAAUAUAAUGAUGGCUUAGAGGCUGAAGCUGCCGCAGAGGAAGAAAGUGAAGAUGAACUGUUGGAUAAUGCCGAUGCCACGGUUAUAUAUAAUACCAAAGAGAAUGAAAAUAUAGCGGCGAAAUAUAAUGAAGAGUAUUUGAAAAAAGAACAACAAAAGCCAGAACAAGAAAUAGAAAUUAUAAAAGAGAAAGCGGUAUUGAAAGAGAUCAAUAAACAAACAGUUGAAAAGAUCAUUAAAGAGUCUGAAAAAGAAAGAGAAGAGCUAAUAGAAAGAGAAACUGAGAGUUUAAGAGAAAAUGAAACAAAACGAAAUGAAACACAAGAAGAGAUAAAACAAAGAGAUGAAAUCGUAGAGUGCAAAAGGGAAUUGGAUAACACGCAUAAUAAUGAAACAACGAAACAAAUGGAGAACGCCAAACAAAUGGAAUUGACAACAGCAACGAACCUUAGUUUAACCACGAACGUAAACAAUGAAACAUUAAAAACGCAAUCGUCAGACGCGCAAAUAAUAAACGAAACUAAAAGUGUUAAUAAUAAAGUUAAUAAUAAUACGUGUUUAAAAACCAAACCUACAGUGGUAGUAGCAAGACCUUUAAGCAUACAAUUGCCCAUCUUAACAGAACCGCCUAUUAAUCGUGCCCAUCAUAUACUCUAUGCCUCACAGCAAAUGUUGGAUAAUUUCCAAAGGCAACAACAAAACGAGGAAAACGAACAUUUCAAUAAAUCACAAUCCACACAAAAUCUAAGCAAAACAAUGUCCAGCAAAACUAAAGAACUAAAACAGCAGUCAGCUCCCAAUCAAACCGUUAAUAAUAAUAAUGAAAUUAUGAAAUCCAAAUUUAAACAUGAAGAAAAACAUCCCAAUUCAAAGGGUUUCCUUUCGAGAUUCGCCAAUGGUUUUAGGUUUUCGUUAAGGCGUAAUAAGAAAAAACUAUCAAAGGAUCAGCAACAAGUGGAACAAUUGGAAAGUAAUAAUGGUAUGACCAAAGAAAAUAAAACAAAAUCUUUGCCAGCUGCACAUAAACAAGCAGAUUUUAUACAUAUUCCCCUAAAGGGACCUCUGCCGGAGAAUAGAGGUAAUGGUCAAAAUAAACAAAUAAAUGGCAAUGCUGUUAACCCAAAACAAAAACCAACUAAAAAUAAUACAGAUAAAGUAACCGGCAAACCACCCAUACCACCCCAACAACAGCAACAACAACAAUUGCUCAAAAUGCAAAGCGCACAAUCCGCUACACAACAGCAGCAACAACAACAACCAUUAGUUGAAGUUGGUCUUAGUCGUUUCUACACCGAAACUGAAAACAACCCCACCAUACCCUUUAACCCACAACAAGAAACUACACAAGAUUUUCUCAACGGUGAAAAACAAGCUUUAUAUCAUGAACAUGAAAAUCAGUCGUGUGCCAACCUUAAACAAGAAACACCGGAAAAUGUUACAGAAAUGAUGUCGGUUAAUUCCAACAAUACUACGUACGAAUUUAAUAAUUCUUCAUCACCUUCGCGUGCCUCCGUCUCGCAAAAAACUCAAAUGUUUAAUAAUUUAUCGCGUCAAUCGGUACCGCAGCAUUCGCAACAACAACAACAACCAAAAAUCGGUUUAAUCGAAACUAAUCUGGAUACACAUGAAACUAUAAUAACGGGUAAAACGCGUUCGUUAAUCAAUAUCGGUCCUAAUCAACUACAACAGCAGCAGCAGUCAAGAUUUGCCGGUAAUAAACGUCUGCAUACCAACGCACAUCAUAAUCAUAGCUACAAUCAUCAUCAGUAUCAGCAUCACCACCAUCGUCAUCAUCACGAUGGCAAUGAGGCUGAUGACGAUGACUAUGAUGAUAAUGAUGACGAUGAAGUGGUAGUACGUCCCGAUGGUACGGUAGUAGUUAUAAAAAAUGCCGGUUCGAAUGGUUCAACAGCAUCGCAAACAGCACAAAUUGUUUCUGUACGUCGUCCUCAUAAGAGUAUGGAAUUUUUAUUGGAUAAAGAAAAUCAAAAGGAUGUUAUGGUAAGUUAAAGUGAUUUCUAUAUAUUUUU
Lucilia cuprina (Australian sheep blowfly) is the source of this 6130-nucleotide messenger RNA. RefSeq names its product interaptin. The coding region runs from base 858 to 6110 and encodes 1750 amino acids. The transcript has 4 exons. Lineage: Eukaryota; Metazoa; Arthropoda; Insecta; Diptera; Calliphoridae. The record is from RefSeq and is a predicted model, not a curated record.